AUGCCUUCCAGGACGCUGCCGACAUUUACUCGAGCCGAGGUCGCGUCGCACGACUCUUCUGCAUCGUGCUAUGUCACCAUCGGCACAAAGGUGUACGAUGUCACCGAUUUUGUGCAAGACCAUCCCGGUGGCAGUGACCUUAUCCUCGAAUACGCCGGCAAAGAUGUCGAGGAUAUCCUCAAGGACGUCGCCUCGCACCCCCAUUCCGAGGCGGCGUACGAGGUUCUCGACGACUCCCUGAUGGGGCCCGACUCGGUCCCUACUCAUCCUCGCACCGGCAUGUCGUGCGAAGAGGACUUGAGCAAGGAGACGGACUAUAGCCAGGACUACAAGAAGCACAAGUUCCUAGACCUCGGCCGGCCCCUCUUCCCCCAAAUUUGGAAUGGGGGAUUUAGCAAGGACUUCUACCUGGACCAAGUACACCGCCCCCGACACUACAGGGGAGGCGUCUCGGCGCCCCUGUUUGGCAACUUCUUGGAGCCGCUCAGCAAGACGCCGUGGUGGGCGGUCCCCAGUUUGUGGCUGCCCUGCGUCGCGUACGGCAUCUACCUUGCCCACCAAGGCCUCAAGCCUAGCGCCACUGCCUCCUACUGGGCGUUUGGACUGUUCUUGUGGACCUUUGUCGAGUACUGUCUUCACCGCUUUCUCUUUCAUCUGGACGACUAUCUACCUGACAAUCGAGUUGGCAUCACGGCGCACUUCCUGCUCCACGGCAUCCACCACUACCUUCCUAUGGACAAGUACCGCCUGGUUAUGCCGCCAACGAUGUUCGUCAUCCUUGCGACCCCUUUUUGGUAUCUGGCCCACGCCGUCUUCUACUUCAGCUGGCACGCGGCGACGGCUGUCUUUUGCGGUGGCAUCUUUGGCUACAUCUGCUACGACUUGACUCACUACUUCCUACACCACGAGAACCUUCCCCUGUGGUACAAACAGCUGAAGAAGUACCAUCUCCAGCAUCACUUCCUCGACUACGAGCUUGGUUUCGGCGUCACUAGCAAGUUCUGGGACAAGAUUUUUGGCACAGAGCUGCAGCCCCUCAUCAAGACUACUUGA
Molecule: messenger RNA, 1053 nt
Organism: Hirsutella rhossiliensis
Lineage: Eukaryota; Fungi; Ascomycota; Sordariomycetes; Hypocreales; Ophiocordycipitaceae
Product: cytochrome b5-like heme/Steroid binding domain-containing protein
Exons: 3
Coding region: 1-1053 (350 amino acids)
Biological process (GO): fatty acid metabolic process; lipid biosynthetic process
Cellular component (GO): membrane; endoplasmic reticulum
Molecular function (GO): iron ion binding; heme binding; fatty acid 2-hydroxylase activity
Source: RefSeq, a predicted model, not a curated record